AACGGAGGGCAGGCAAUGGGUACUGGAAUAGUGGCAGGGCUUAGUGCGGUUUCGCAGGGGAAGGUUUAGGGAGCUGUCACCAUCUCCAGCUUCCGGUUCCGGUUUUCAAGCUUAACGGGCCUCCGUCGCUAUGGAGGAACCGGAGAUGCAGCUCAAGGGGAAGAAAGUCACAGACAAGUUCACCGAGAGCGUCUACGUCCUGGCCAAUGAGCCGUCUGUGGCCCUCUACCGGCUCCAGGAGCAUGUGCGCCGCUCUCUGCCAGAACUGGCCCAGCAUAAGGCCGACAUGCAACGGUGGGAGGAGCAGAGCCAGGGAGCCAUCUACACAGUGGAGUACGCCUGUAGUGCCGUGAAGAACCUUGUCGACAGCAGCGUCUACUUCCGCAGUGUGGAGGGGCUCCUCAAACAGGCCAUCAGCAUCCGGGACCACAUGAACGCCACCCAGGGCCACAGCCCCGAGGAGUUGCCCCCACCCUCCUCGGCCUGAUCCCAGAAGAGACUUGGAGGUGCUUUGGCCCCUCCAACCAGGUCAUAGGCCCUGUCCUGAUCCCAAGGACUCCUCCUGAACAGAGUGGGUCCAUAUUUCCCUGCCUGCCGCAUGCCAGCUGCUUGCCUUACUUACGUACCUUCUCUCAGACAGAGCCCGGCAUGGCGAUUACCACCCAACUCUGGACUCCUCGCUCCACCACUGACCUGCUGUGUGACCCUGAGCAAGUCACCCCCCCUCUCUGGUCUCUGCUUUUCCUUCUUGGAAGUGACUCACCAGGUGGCAGAGGCGGCAGUUUUCCCGCUCCUGCCUGUAACCCCCAGGCCAGCCGUAAUGUCCCCUUUGCUGCCCGGGGAUUCCUGCCCUGCAUCAGCAUGUUUCCUUGGACCAAUAACUGCCACCGUGUUGAUCCCCAUAGAUUACACUGUGCUGGGCUCUGCAAUGGUCAUCUCUCAUCCUCAGCCCCAUAGGCAGGUGUCGCCCUCAGAUACAGAUGGGAAAAUAAAUGCAGAGGUGGUGUGACUUGGGCAAGGCCACACAGCUAAAGGAGA
Messenger RNA from Myotis daubentonii (Daubenton's bat), 1038 nucleotides. RefSeq names its product BLOC-1 related complex subunit 8 (gene BORCS8). Lineage: Eukaryota; Metazoa; Chordata; Mammalia; Chiroptera; Vespertilionidae. The coding region runs from base 131 to 487 and encodes 118 amino acids. The transcript is spliced from 6 exons. Gene Ontology annotation, cellular component: BORC complex. The record is from RefSeq and is a predicted model, not a curated record.